GACGAUAGUUUUGAGAUGGAAGUUAUUGAUCUGACAAAUGAGGAUGGAUUUGUGGAGGACAGCAUGGAUUCCAUCAAAGACAACAUAGACAUAGCUUGUUAUUUCAUCACAAAACAUUCUUGGAAAGGAAAAUAUAAGCGCAUUUUUUCUGUUGGUACCCAUGGCAUUACAACUUAUAACCUCAACACAUUGGAGAUCACCAAUCGGUGGCCCUAUAGUGAAUUUAUUAGUAUUGUGCCAAAUAGUAAGGCACCCACCAACAAUGAAUUCUCCAUUACAAUGCGCAAGAGUCAGCGUAAAAUAGAGACAAUGAGGUUCUCAACAGACCAUCGACCAGACCUUUUGACGGAGGCAUUGCGUUUCCGAAAACUAUUUGCUGAACAGAACACCAAUGUCAAGCGAUUCAAUGCCUUCAAAUAUCACUGGUCAGAAACUCGUGUCACUGUGAUCCUUGAGGUCAAUCCCUCAUCACUGGAUCAAGUCGAUCCAGUAACAAACAAAGUCUUAACUUCAUAUGAUUACAAAGACAUGGAAGGUUUAACUAUGGUGUCUGAUUACCCAGGAGGUGUGGCUGUGAUAUACGGAGGCAACAGUCGAUUGCAUCUGUUUGUGCUGGACCAGAAAGAACAGCUGAUCAAGAGUAUAACAGAGUCGGCGGCGAACAAUAUUGGAAUUUCUGUAAAAUAUAGAAAAGAUCCCAUUACAUUUGACCAGUUUCUUUCCCACAAAUUUGGUAAUUUCAGUUCGGAUGAAUGUUUAACUUCCUACUCAGAAUUUAUAGUCCAGAAAAUCUCGCCCCGCCACACUGAUUGUGUUCGACGAACCCUGUGUCUUACUGAAAACUGUUUGGUUGAACGUGAUCCAGCCACAUACAAUGUAGUCACGUGCAAGCCUCUCUGUGAUAUAUUUGCUAUAAUCCGUUAUAAUGAGAACCCUCAGAAAUUUAGUGUUGAACACGUGAAAGGUGAUGUGAGGACAUACCAAUCAACCGAUAGGGAUGCCUUAUUAGCAUCAUUGUUAGAUGGUGUCCGUGCAUCCGGCAACCGAGAUGUUUGUGUGAAGAUGAGUCAAACUAAAAGAGGAUACCGAUUGGGUCCCUUCACAGUACCAGUUGAUGAAGAAGUGGAAAGUCAGCACUUGAGGUUUAUUCAUAGUCCUCCACCAACAAUGAGUCACCACGAAGCUGUAGAGAGAUUCAACUGUAACACAUCCUACAGUGGUCUGAUGCAUGCCGUCACCCAAGAUGGCCUAUUUGCUGAGAACAAAGAGAAAUUGAUAAAUGCUGCACUAUCAGGUCUACUUGAACGUGAGGGUGACCAAGAUAACAUCACCUCCGAAGCUUUAGAAGCACAGUUCCAGGCAUUACGUCGACUGGUCGCUUCCAAAGCAGGUUUUCAAGCCUUCACUAGUCUGACCAAAAUGCGAGAGAGAGUUGGUAUUAAGGUUGUGAAAGCACUGAAGCGUAAUGAUGAUGCGGUUACCCAUGCAGCUGUCGACAUGCUGUGUGCAUUGAUGCAGCCAAUGCAUGAUGACUACGACAUCCGACAAGAACAGAUGAAUAAAUUCUCUCUAAUGUCUUCGAGAAAAUUCCUUGAAAGUCUUCUUGAGAUGUUCAACUAUCACGUGGUACAUGCCACAGGUGCUUUGGUGAUUUCAUCCAUGUUGGAUUUUUUAACAUUUGCUCUGUGUGCUCCCUAUAGUGAAACAACAGAAGGGGCCCACUUUGACACCAUGCUGGAGAUGGUUGCUGCAAAUGGUAGAAUUGUCUUCAAAUUAUUUCAGCAUCCCUCUAUGGCUAUUGUGAAAGGUGCUGGUCUGGUGAUGAAAGCCAUUAUUGAGGAAGGUGAUGCUGAAAUUGCUGCCAAAAUGCAAGACUUGGCUCUUGGAGAAGGUGCUUUACCCAAACAUCUCCACACAGCCAUGUUUACACAAAGUGCCGAUAGUCGCAUGCUGACUAACAGUGCACCCUGUAUGAUGUUUAGUGUGUAUACAUUGCCAAGUGGUCUGCUGUCCUACCUGGACUCACCUGACGAGGUACCAACUAUUGAAGAGGACAAACUACACGUUAGAGACAAUGUAAAGCUGGCUCAGUUUAACAUUUCUAUUUUCAUUUUUUUGCAGAAUGAUGUAAAACCGAUUGUAUUACGAAAGCGUCGACAACGAAUCAAAAGUGAAGCAAACUGGCUUCUCUUUUACCAUCAUUUCAACCAUGAUCAUGCCAGACCAAAUUUAAUUUGGAACUACAAGACGCGAGAAGAGCUACGGGAAGCUUUGGAGAACGAAAUGCGAGCGUUCAAUGUUGACCGAGAGUUAGGGUCGAAUCACGUUAUUGCAUGGAACCACCAAGAAUUUGAAGUACCUUUUAAUUGUCUAAGUGAUGAAAUUAAAAUUGGUGACUAUUAUCUGCGUUUACUACUGGAGGAAGGGGAAGAAUCCACCGAGACGUUAGGCAUAAAGCGAUCUUAUGAAUUCUUCAAUGACCUCUACCACCGUUUCCUGCUGACCACCAAAAUUCCAAUGAAGUGCAUGUGUUUGCAGGCAAUGGCAAUAGUAUAUGGUAAAUGCCACCAAGAAAUUGGUCCAUUCAAUGAUACACGUUAUAUUAUUGGCAUGCUGGAAAGAUGUACAGACAGACUAGAAAGGGAUCGAUUGAUCUUGUUCCUGAACAAAUUGAUAUUACACACGAAAAACAUCAAAGAAAUUCUUGAUUCAAAUGGAAUUAAAAUCCUUGUAGAUUUGCUAACUUUAGCUCACCUACACACCAGCAGGGCAGUUGUUCCCUUACAGAGUAACCUUCUGGAAGCUGGUGUUGACAUGAAACGAGAAAGUGAAAAAGAAUGGUAUUAUGGGAAUGCUGACAAAGAACGCUUGGGACCAUAUAGCUAUGAAGAGAUGAAAAAUCUGUGGAAUGAGAAUGUGAUCAAUGGAAAAACCCGGUGCUGGGCGCAGGGCAUGGAUGGCUGGAGAGCCUUACAGAAUGUCACCCAACUCAAGUGGAAGCUGAUGGCUACGAGUCAACCCGUCAUGAAUGAGACUGAACUUGCUAAACUCGUUCUCAGCAUGUUGAUCCGCAUCGUUGAACAUUACCCCAGCAGAGAUAUUGACGGUGCUAUCGUUCGACCUCUUCCACGUGCUAAAAGAUUGCUGUCUGAUGCUGCCUCUUUACCUCACAUAGUUCAGUUACUCCUGACCUUUGACCCUGCCUUAGUGGAGAGGGUCGCCAUCCUUUUGUAUGAAAUAAUGCAGGACAAUCCAAAUGUAUCCCGACUCUAUUUGACUGGAGUCUUCUACUUCAUCAUGAUGUACACUGGGUCGAACGUCUUACCAGUUGCACGGUUCCUCAAGUACACCCAUCUGAAGCAAGCUUUCCGCUCCGAUGAGAACAAAACCUCUGACAUUAUGCAACGCAGUGUCAUGGGACACCUCCUACCUGAAGCCAUGGUUUGUUACCUGGAAAAUUACUCUGCCGACAGAUUUGCAGAAAUAUUUCUUGGAGAGUUCGAUACUCCUGAAGCAAUAUGGAGCAAUGAAAUGAGACGGAUGAUGAUAGAGAAAAUUGCUUCCCACCUCGCUGACUUCAGCCCUCGAUUGCAGAGUAACACUCGUGCCCUUUAUCAAUACUGUCCUAUCCCAGUGAUCAGCUACCCACAGCUGGAAAACGAACUUUUCUGUAACAUAUACUACCUUAAACAUCUGUGUGAUACAAUGAACUUCCCAGAUUGGCCAAUCAAAGACCCGGUACGUCUGCUGAAGGAUAUUUUGGAAGCGUGGAAGAAGGAGGUGGAGAAGAAACCCCCUAGCAUGUCCAUAGAGGAAGCUUACCAAGUUUUAAACCUGAAUAAAGUCCCUGCGGGACACGAAGAAUCUAAAGUAAGAAAGGCCUACUUCCGACUGGCCCAGAAAUACCAUCCUGAUAAGAACCCCGAUGGCAGGGAAAUGUUUGAAACGGUCAACAAGGCUUAUGAGUUUCUCUGUAGUAAAAAGAAGAAAGCUGUCCAAGGCCCUGAUCCGGAGAACAUCGUCCUCAUUCUCAAGGCUCAGUCUAUUCUGUUCAACAGACACAAGAGUGUGCUAGAACCAUAUAAAUAUGCUGGUUAUCCAAUGCUGAUAAAAACUAUAAAGAUGGAAACCCAAGACGAGACCUUGUUCUCCAAAUCUGCACCACUUUUGGCUGCUGCCAGUGAGACAGCUUAUUACACAGUCAACUGCUCAGCUUUGAAUGCGGAGGAACUUCGACGGGAAAACGGUAUAGAGGCAUUACAAGACGCUUUCACUCGUUGUGUUGAUGUGUUGAGUCUCUCCACCACACCUGCUGAUGUUGCAGCUCAGGUCUGCAUGCAUGUUACCCAGUGUUACUCAGUGGCUUCGCAAUUUGAAGGAUGUCGUGAGAAGAUACAAGAAAUGGCAUCUAUUAUCCGGGACCUUACAAAGAUACUUUUCUACAAGAAUUUACAGAAGCUGUGUUCUGAAGUUGCCGCCUGCAUUAGUGCAUUCUGCAUUGACUACUGGUUGCAGACACAUCUUUACCAGGCAGGUGUGAUUUGGCCACUGCUACUGUACAUGUUCCAGUAUGACUACACUUUGGAAGAGAGCGGCGUGGAGAAGAACAAGAACUCCAAUCAACAGGAAGAGUCGAACCAGUUGGCAUGUCUGUGUGUGGUAGCAUGUGCUCGGUUAGCGGGUUACAAUAGUACCGCAGACGGCUCGUGUCCCGACAACCCGGCUGUUAAGAAGUCCUUGUGUGCCAUGCUGACUCCAUAUCUGUCCAGGAAGUUGGCCAAUGAAAAUCCGUUUGAACUUCUAAAGUUGUUGAACAGUAAUACAGAGAACCCUUACCUAAUAUGGAAUAAUUCCACACGGACACAACUCACAGAGUAUUUGACUGAUCAGCAACUGAAGAAGAAAUGGUUUCUAGACGCUUCAACAUGCCACAAAGACGACAGUUUUCUACAAAUUGGUGAGAUGGGAGAUUGUGACCCUGACUAUGGUGCUAAGUUUGUAUUCAAGGAUCACGAGAAGGAAUUGGUUGUUGGCGAAAUCUUUGUGCGUGUCUACAAUGAGCAACCCACUUUUGUACUUGAGAACCCCAAAGGUUUUACAAUUGACCUUUUAGACUUCCUUGGUUCUGAAGCUCAGUAUCUGUACUCUUUGAUGGCUCUUCAGCAACAAAACCGUAACUUUGGCAGUGGACAGGGAAGUACGAGUGACCGAUUAAAGAAUGUUGAAAUGGCCCUGGAAGCUUUGAGAAAUGUGAUAAAAAAUAAUCCUGGUGUUGAAAUUCAGUGUAUUGGACAUUUUAAAUUGUUGUUCUCCCUGCUGCGACUUGAGAACUGUGCUAAACUACAGCAGUGUACACUUGAGGUGAUCAACAGUGUGACUUCCAACCAGGAAUGCGUGAAUGAUAUUGCAGCUUCUGAGAUCCUCUCCUAUCUCUUACUUGCCAUUCAGGGAUUACCUCAAUGUCAUCUGCUGAUAUUAGAAAGUUUGUUUGCUUUGAUGUCAAACACAAAAAUUGUGAAAGAAGCUUUAUCGAAAGGAGCCCUUGUAUAUUUAUUGGACCUGUUUUGCAAUUCGGUGAAUCCGUUAGUCCGAGAGAAAACCUCGGAAUUAUUUGCAAAAAUGUUGAGUGAUAAAUUAGUCGGCCCUAAGGUGCGGAUUAUUCUAGCCAAAUUUCUUCCUAAUAUUUUCAUGGAUGCGAUGCGAGACUCUCCUGAAGCCAGUGUACAUAUGUUUGAAGGAACACACGAGAACCCAGAGUUAAUCUGGAAUGAUGACGCCAGGGAGAAAGUCUGUGACUUAAUCAAGAAACUUAAAGCUCAACAUUAUCGUGCCCAAAGAGACAACCCUGACACCAGAUGGAGCCUCCCAGAUGACUUUGCCAUGGUUUACUCUGACGUGCAGGGAGAACUUGCGAUCGGAGGUGUCUUCUUACGACUGUUCAUUGCAAAUCCCAGUUGGGUCCUACGGAAGCCUAAGGAAUUUCUGACGGAGCUAAUGGAGAAAUGGGUUCGCCUUAUUGAAGAUAGAUCCCCAGAUGGUGAAAUUUUGGAGACAGUGACGAUGGCACUGGUGUGCUUAUUCCAAUCACAGGUUGCGUUACUCGACCAAGUCCCUGGCCUUGGCUACAUUCCCCAUAUAUUCCAAGUGAUGCAUGCCAAAAACCCAGCUAUACCCAAAUCUGCCAUUCAAAUUCUUCACCAGCUGAGCAAUAGUGAGUUAUGUAUACGGAGCAUGGGCUCAAUAGAGUGUAUAGGCUCUCUGAAAGCUGGUAUGAAGACUCGCAAAGAUAUGAUUGUGUUUGCUGCUGAGUGCUUGGCCAAAAUGUUUGAGAAAGGCGAAGAGGAGCUUGUUUCGCAGGCAAUCAAACAGGAGAUGAUACCAUUCCUGCUGUGGGUGCUACAGAAUCCUCUAGAAGCUACAGAAAACCCUGCUGCUACCAAAGCUCAGAUUGUGAAAGCCCUGAAGUGUAUGCAGAGAAGCCUAUUGUACGGUGAACAGGUGACGUCAAUUUUAGAUAAAUCGACUGUUUGGAAAGAAUACAAGGACCAAAAACAUGAUCUUUUCAUAUCAGACGCCAACAUAUCGGGGUAUCUAACAGGUCCUGGAGUUGCUGGCUACUUAACCAGUGGAGUACGUCCGAACCUGCCCGAUGCCCCGCCACCUUUGGACACAAGUCACCAGGAGGAAUUCCACUGAAAAAAAAAAAUUGCAGAAAAUAAUUUAAAAUACCAAAAAAAACCCCAAAAAACAAAACAAAACCAUGCAACAAUAACAACAGCAUCAUUGACUCCAGAAUCUUUGUCUGCAUCUCUGAAUGUUGUGCGUGAGACGCACAGACAGAUCUUCCUUUCAUUAGUGUUUUCCUUAAAUUGUGUGUGUGUAUCAUAUAUAUAUGCAUCUGCAGUGUGUGUGUGUAUAUAUAUAUAGGUUUCUAUACAUUAGUGUGUUUAUUUGUAUCUGUAGUAUGUAGUAAUUGUUCCGGUGCUCUCAGACGAACGUAAACAGUAUGGAACUACUCCAAGACAAUCUGUCGUAUUUUGGAUAGGAGCAGCAACAGCUACAACACACAUGGUGCUUUGUUUCUUUUUUUGUUUGUCUUAGAGUGAAAAAUAGCUUUUUUAGAAAUUGGAUUCUUAUAGCCAGGCAUGUAUGAUGUGUGUCUGGAUAUAUGCUUAUAUAGGAUCUGUGUAUAUAUGUUGAUGCACAUGUAUUGUCAUCUCUAGACAUAUGUAUGCAUAUAUGUAGACUUGUAUGUGUGUAUAAAUGAAAUGUAUGGAAGUACGUAUAUAUAUAUAUAUAUACUGUUCUAUGAGCACACAUGCAUUGAAGUACAUAUGCAAUGGCAUUGUUAUUAUUAUCAUUAAUAAUAAUUUUGAAAAACAAAAGAAAAAGACUUUAAUCCGAAGAAUUUUCAUUCGUUUAUCUUGUAUAAUUACUAUUGUUAAUACAACUUUAAAUUUCUGUUUCUAUCAUCAUUAUUAUUAUUAUCAUGAUAAUUUCUGAAGUGUCGAGCUGGCGCAAUCAUUAACAUGUUGGACAAAGGUCCUUGGAGGCAUUUGGGGUCUGCUCUUUUAUGUCCUAAAUUGAAAUGCCACAGAGGUUGACAUUGCCUUUUGCCCUUUCAGGGUCCAUGAAAUAAUUACCCGUCAUGUACUGGAGGGUUGACUAGUCCCCUCCCCACAGUAUUUCUGGCAUUGUGCCUAUUGUAGAAAGAAGUUGAAAAACAAAAAAUAUUAUUAUUAUUUGAUGGAAAGGGUCAGCUGUCCAUGGCCUGAAUUCUAAGGGGACAUGUGUUUACGAACCCUGUGGAGAACACUUGCAGUUUCCAUCAGUGAUGAUUUUUGUAGGUGUUACAGUUCCAUUAAUUAUUUUACCCGUUUCAGUCAUUUUGACAGCAGAUCGCCUGGAAGGGUUUUAGUCGAGCAAAUUGACCCCAGGACUUUUUUUUUUUAAGCGUAGUACUUAUUCUGUCAGUCUCUUUUGCUGAACUGCUAACUUAUGGGGGACAUGAACAAACCAACACCAGUUGUCAUGUGGUGAUGAGUGAUAAACAUAGAGACAAGGACCCCUACACAAAUAUAUGAUGGGCUUCUUUCAGUUUCUGUCUACCAAAUCCACUCACAAGGCUAUAGUAGAAGGUGCCACGCAGUGGAACUGAACUUGGAACUAUCAGGUUGGCAAG
Molecule: messenger RNA, 8182 nt
Organism: Octopus bimaculoides (California two-spot octopus)
Lineage: Eukaryota; Metazoa; Mollusca; Cephalopoda; Octopoda; Octopodidae
Product: dnaJ homolog subfamily C member 13
Biological process (GO): receptor-mediated endocytosis; endosome organization; regulation of early endosome to late endosome transport
Cellular component (GO): endosome membrane
Source: RefSeq, a predicted model, not a curated record